Thrips palmi is the source of this 2027-nucleotide messenger RNA. RefSeq lists its product as uncharacterized. The record is from RefSeq and is a predicted model, not a curated record. Bases 596 to 958 code for a protein of 120 amino acids. Gene Ontology annotation, cellular component: cytoplasm. Gene Ontology annotation, molecular function: nucleic acid binding; 3'-5'-DNA exonuclease activity. Lineage: Eukaryota; Metazoa; Arthropoda; Insecta; Thysanoptera; Thripidae. Gene Ontology annotation, biological process: DNA catabolic process. The transcript has 4 exons.
CGAACGUUCCAGUGCUAGCCAGUCAAUCUCUCUGUGUUCCUUGCGUUGAGGCGUAGCUUCUGGUCCUCAGUUUGAGAUCAGAGGAGAAUUCAGGGAGACGUACAUAGCAAAUCGUUUGUCUGACGGACUUCUGUCCCAGACUCAAAGAAACCCCGAAACUGUUCUGUGUGAAGCAUAUUACGGUAUGCCUUUUACUGAUGAACACUUACUUGUACCUCCCUUAGCCCACUACCGUAGGUUCCGAGUCUAAUGCAAUUGCUUGUGGUCGUAGUGCAUCCUUCUGUGAUUCGGGACUUCAGGAGACGGCACCUUGCAGCGAAGAAGAGCGACCUGGCAGCGAUUGAGCCCUUCUGUUUGCAGCCCGAUCUCCUUCCACGAUGGCAACCUACGCAGUAGUGUAUUUGGAUUUCGAGACGACAGGUCUCUCGUUGUACCAUGCUGAAGUAAUUCAGAUCGGGGCAACAGGCUUGAACCGAAAGUUCAGCAAGUUCAUCAUGCCCCAGGGCCCCAUCGAGUCGGGUGCCUCGGCGAAGAAUGGUUUGACGACCUACGGCGGCCGCCUGUACAAAGGGAACUCACCGUGUUCACUGUUUCCAUGGAGCAGGCAUACUCCGAGUUUAUCACAUUCUUGAGGGGCUUCGUGCACCGCGUGGUACUCGUCGCCCACAACGGGUCCAAUUUCGACUUCCCGCUGCUCGUGCGUGACAUGGAACAACUGGGACUGCUGGCGCCGCUGCGGGCGGUGGUGGCUGGUACUGUGGACUCCAUCCCAGUGUUCCGCUCCAAGCUGCCGCACUGGGGCCAAUAUGAGUUCGGACUGGCCAACUUGGCCAACAACUUGAACGUGUCCGGCCAUGGCGCUCACGACGCGCUGAGGGAUGCAGAAAUCCUGGAGAGCUUGUGCGUAAAGCUACACGUCACAAUCAAUGACUUGUGGUGCCACCUGCAUACCCUGUAAUCAACUUCUGAACCUGCCCGAAAAUCCGAAGUCAAGAUCAGGAUCGAUUACGGAAUGUGAAAGUAAGGAUAAAAGAUAUCAGGUUUUGCUGAGUCAUGUCGUCCCGAUCUUACUUUACUUACCAUACCAUUUAUAAUGAUCCUAAUGUUAACAUGGCACCGAUCGUAGAUGGUUUGUAACCAUUAUGUCACCAUGACUCCCUCUCACGUUCUGAUUUACUUCUUAAGAUUUUCGUUGUUCAGUUUUUCUAUUAAGGCAUGUUCCUGCCAUCUGUGGACCUUGGAUGUCCUAUGGCCAUUCUUUCUUUUUUUCUUGAAUGUUGCCCUCCUACUUUCGUUCUAAUGUACUUCUUAAGAUUUGUUUUGUUAUCCUGUUGAUGUUUGAAGAUAUGUUCCUGAUAUCUGUGGAAUAGCAGUUUAGUUUGUUUGAAGGCUUUAAAGGCUUAUAUGUCAUUCUGAUUUGCAACCUGUCGUAUUGAUACACUUCCGUGGAAACCCACUCGGGUUCUGCUUUGUUAAGUUCCUCCUUCAAUAAUCUUUUCUAUAAUUUGUCUAAAUGUUCUAACUGUUAAAGAAUAUCCAGGACUGUUAAUUUUGUUCACGACGCUUCAUGUUAACUCCUAUAUCUGUAUAGGGUAUCCAAAUGUAGAUUGGUAGAAAGACACGACACCGUGAAUGAAGGGCUGGUUUGUCCCACGGCAGUUUCAAGCUCAAUGCUCCACCUCUCUGGUUGCUCGCUGACAUUUGUAUAAGUUCUUUCCAUUUCAUCUUUUUUGCAAUUUGUUUAGAUUUGCAUGUUUUUUUUUUACGUUUUCCUUUUGGCUGCGUGCCAUCCUUCCCUAUAUUUUUGACAAUAUCAGGUUGCAAGAAAUUGGAAUAGUUUCUCCUGUUGCGUAGUGUUAAGUGACUCUUUGCAUGAAUAAUAGUUGACGUUGCUGUACCUUCACUAAAAGCAGUGUUAGUGAACCUUGCAGCCAGAUCAUCGAACUUGUAUCUUUCAAUUUGUUUUUCUUUAUCUUUGUAUUUUAGUUAUUUCAUGUGCUGAGAAUAAUAAAAAAAGAAAAACUGAC